GAGAAGGAGAAGGAGCAGAGGGAGUCGCGCUCUGAUGGGACCCACCAUGUGCGCUGAGCAGUGCGGUCGAGUCCACCGUGAGUUUGGAAGGCUACGGUCGACUGUAGAAUCACCAUGGGUCGAGGGGCUCGUCGCGGGGGCCGCCACGGCUCCGCCAAGCACUCCGCUGCCAUGGGGCGUCCUCGACUGGCCCCUGCGAAGGGAUGGCGGUGCCGGGCCGUCGUCUGCUGCGGCUCCCGCUAGCCUUCCGUCAUCGGGCUCAUCUGCGUCGUCGGACUCCAACCAUCCGAAGCCGCACCCAGACGUGACUGACCUGGUGCGCGGAGCAGACCAAGCUCGUUGCUGGUAUGCGGCCGCUACGGUGGAGGUUGAGAGGCUGAAGAACAGCCUCGCCGCCAUGGAGGUGGCGCUGAAGGAGGCGGAUGCCGAGACUGCUGACGCUCUCGCCCGGGUCGCCGGUUUGGAGUAGAAGGCAGGCGUCGCACGCCAGGAGGUGGCGGAGAUGCGACGCCGCCUCAACGACCCAGAGGAUCGCCACGAGGCCCUUUUGUAGGCGGUGCUCUGCGUGUUCUGCCUCGUCAGGCCGAUCGAGCCGAAGCUCAUCAACCGCCUGCGAAGCUUUUCGGGUCGCAUCCGGGAGGCGGUGGCUCUGGACGCUCGACGUAGCGCCACGACGAUGCUAGCUUCAAUCCAGCUCCGCUCCAGGUUACACCUGGGGCAAGACGAGCCGGGGUUCCCAGAGUGUUCGAGCGCAGCCACAGGCGCUCAUGCUCGACUUCUAUGGGGCCAUCGCGGUCUCGCUGUGACGGAGGUCGACGUCGACAACAUUCUUCGGAAUGGGGCGGAUCCCAGCCUGGAUGGCCUUUGAGUGGCGCUUCGACGGAGUGGUGCUGCUGAGGAAUGUGAGUACUCUAUCCUGCCUAUGAUGAGUGAAUUGUCAACCGUGCAGUGUGAUCGUGCGCUUGGUCUUUGAAUUGCAGGUACACCGGCGUUGAGUGUCGAUGGGGAGCUGCCGUGGAGGUGCUGUGGCCGAUGGACCGUGCGGUGAAUGGCGGUGAAGGGCAGCCGGGACCGGAGCUUGGACCGGGCGGCAGCUGUGGCGUCCACUCCUGGAUCGAGGGCGCAAGC
Panicum virgatum (switchgrass) is the source of this 1128-nucleotide messenger RNA. RefSeq lists its product as uncharacterized. The transcript has 3 exons. The record is from RefSeq and is a predicted model, not a curated record. Lineage: Eukaryota; Viridiplantae; Streptophyta; Magnoliopsida; Poales; Poaceae. The coding region runs from base 35 to 469 and encodes 144 amino acids.